UUUGGAGGCGCUCAGCCUGUGUUGCUCUAACUUGCUUUUCUAUUUCUCUAUCUAUUGACGACAAUUACUUCAACACCUUCAUAUCCUUCGAAUGGCUAUCGAACCUUUCUUGGGCACCCGGACUCAGAAGCUCUUUCUAUCAUGCGUUCUUGUGGAAUGUACACUCCUAAUCAUCCUGACAGCCCUUUCCUUCGGCUUUGUCCAAGCAGACGUCGCUGACAACACUCAGUCCGCCUACAAAACGCUUCCAUGUUAUUUUGCUCUCUUCGUACUUGCCGGUGUAUUUACUCUUUAUAUCACACUCGACGCACUCUGGCAUCGGAAUAUCAUCACGCUGGUCGGCAUGCUCCUCUUCACAAGCGGCCUCUGCGUCUUCUCUGGCAUACAGAUCCGUGAAGUACGCAUCGCUCUUGCUUAUAGCAAUUGCCAAGCAGAACACGUUGCCACCUGCAUGGAUCUUUUCAACAUCGUCGAGCGCUUCCUCAUCGUCGUACCCAUUAUCAUUUUCCUCGCCCUCGCUAUCUAUGGUUGGUGCACGAUGCGCCUCUUCGGAGAGUUUGGUUGGGCUGUGUUCCACACUAUUGGUGCAGACCCGAGGAUCAAGCACAUGUACCGAUUCUACGAAGUCUUCGUUUGUCUACUCAAGUUCGACUACUUCGCUGUGCUAGCGCUCACCAUGCAGCUUGUCAUUCUUGAUCUAUCGACCGAUACCGUGGAAUACUAUCUCACCAUCAUCGCCAUCCCGGUUUCUCUGAUCCUCCUGAUUGGCUGCGGCUACUCGGUGAAGAAAGAGAUUUGGAGCAUCAUGAUAUUUUCCCUUCUACUCAUGGGCGCCGCCAUGGCGUACAUCUUGUACAAAGUGACCCGGUUUUGGGUAGGACCGCACGCCAGCACCUACAUAACAACUCGCGGUACCCUAACGUUCUUCUCAAUCGUCUGUGUCAUCAUGCUUGGUGCCUCAUUCUGUAUCGGCAUCCGGUGCAUGCUCUUCUUCGGCCGCGGUCUCAAGCAAGCACAAGAGACCGCCCCUGAGCGCAUCAAGAGGGCGAAACUAGCGCAUCAGGCCAGCGACAGAGAUGCCGCAGAGGAAGGGUUCGUCAGUAGCUCAGCCGGGAAGGAAGGUGUUGCACUACCUCUUGAAAGGAGGCUCUCUAUUGAGUAAGAGCGAUGUCUUCCUCACGCUGGUUGGAAUGGUGGUGUAAUGUACGGAGGAAGGCCAGUACGGAUGGCGGAUUUGUAGCCCUAAACCAGACGACGUUCCUGCCUGGAUGAGACAGGCGCUCGACAUUUACCCAGGCAGAUGAUCUCCCCCCCUUUCCCGUUUCGCUUACUGUGCUACCG
This is a messenger RNA of Dacryopinax primogenitus, 1341 nucleotides long. RefSeq lists its product as uncharacterized. The coding region runs from base 92 to 1162 and encodes 356 amino acids. Gene Ontology annotation, cellular component: Golgi apparatus. The record is from RefSeq and is a predicted model, not a curated record. The transcript has 3 exons. NCBI's taxonomy places the organism in Eukaryota, Fungi, Basidiomycota, Dacrymycetes, Dacrymycetales, Dacrymycetaceae.